AUGUGCACCCGUUAUGUGAUUAAGGUCACAUUGGCCCACAACGAAGAUGAUGUUCUGGAGAUGAGCAUCAAGCCUGAGCCCAAACGAAAUGAUGCAGACAAGAGAAGAUUGGAACAGUUCAGAGUCAGCGAGAAGCUCACCGAAGACUCGUGGAACACCCUACAAGACCACAUGAAGAGGGCUCAAAACGUCAUAUUCCCAGAUGAUGACAGAGACGACGGCAGAGUGACAGGAAUCAGCAAAGACGUCCUUUCAAUAACAAUCAAGGGUCCCAAGAAGAAGCCAUUGCAGCUAGUCGACCUUCCCGGCCUGAUUGCGUUUCAUGCCGACCAAGAGACCAUCGAUGCAAUAAAACAACUCGUUCUCAAGCACGUCAUGAUGGAAAACUCAACCGUCCUUGCCAUCGUUGACGGAAGCAGCGACCCCGAUAUUGCGGCGAUCUUGACGAUGUGCAAAGAACACGCACGUGGACGAACGAUUGGAAUAGUCACGAAACCUGACAAGGUUUCUGAUACCGAGAGAUUCGUGAAAAUCGUGAAAGGCGAAGAGCCCGCUUACGAGCUGUUCGAAUGGCACGUCCUUCGCAAUCUUGACCGAGACUCCGAUGGUGCAGACUUUUCCAUGAGUGAGAGAAACCGUCAGGAGAAGGACCUUUUUAAGCAGCCCCUGUGGAAUCAAAUUCCCGCACGCCAACUUGGGAUUCACAAGCUUCGGUAUAGGCUGCGGAAGAAGUACUUCGCAGCCACCAGUAAGGAAAUUCCUGGAUUCAGAAGAAAGGUCGAACAACUCUUAGCUGCCGAGAAAUUCCGCAAUUUGGACGAUCCUAUGCGGGACGAUGUGUUGAAAACAGUAUUCAAGUUAGCAGUCGAACGACUAAGAACGGCUGCUCGGGAUCACGCCAAAGGCGAGUACGAACACGACCUCGCUGAUCGACCUAAAGAUGGUCCUGAACGUCUCAGAGCACGCGUCGUUAAGCAGGACCAUCUUUUCAAGUUAUACAUGCAUGAAUUCGGCCAUUCGUGGGUUUCUGUUGCCAGCCUGUCGCCCAUGCAUUCCAACCAUGACGUGCUCGAGCACCAAAUGCCAGACAUUCCACCAGAAUCGUUUUCAACCUCGAACCGGAAGGAGUACGCAGAUAUCGACGAGGAAACUAACAUGGCAUCCGGAGCGCUCGAGGACAGCAAAGGCACCGAGCUGGCGAACUUCUACAACCCGAAAAGGAUUGACCAGUUUUUCUGGGAGUUUUCGAGGCCUUGGUUUGAAAUCGCCAAAUUUCACGUGAACGAGAUUCACACUCGUUGCAAGGUAUACUUUGAGGUUAUGACCAAGAUGAAGUUCCCAAGAACACGCGAGAGCAUCGAGCUUGAUCAAGAGGUGGAUGGCUUCGAUAACCCUGAUGUUGUGGCCACUCGUUUCAUGGAAACCUACAUCAUGCCGAAGCUACAUAAUGCGAAGAAGGAGGCUGGCUACGAACUAUGGCGCCUCGAAGCAGAUAGACGAUCUUUCGCCAAGAACGCUGACGACCGCUUUCUUUUGGAGCAGCAGGAGUUUCGCGAUGCCGAACAAUGCCAAGAAUUCAUAGCCGCGACCCGCCGCCACAGAAAUGGAACAGGCGUAAACGGAGACGGCCCAGGAACGGUCGACGCGGAAGCUUAUGCGAAGGAUGGUCAGCUGUCGCGACCGAAGAUCCACCAGAACCACGUCGCAAAAGGCUAUCUGAAAGCGAUGCAUUCCCACUACUUUAUUGCGCGAGACAUCUUCAUUGCGAACGUCCUCAUGCAGGUUGAGGAGCGGCACUUCCUUCGCAAGAUUGAGCAGCUGAUACCUGACGACCUAUCAUUGGAUCAGAUCAGAGAACUCACCAAGGAGAAUGAUGAUACAGCCAUGAGAAAGAGACAGCUCAGGGAAGAGAAGAGGAGACUAAAAGAGGCAGAGGCCGCUCUUCAGUGCUGGGAGCAAACGUGA
Molecule: messenger RNA, 1965 nt
Organism: Colletotrichum chrysophilum
Lineage: Eukaryota; Fungi; Ascomycota; Sordariomycetes; Glomerellales; Glomerellaceae
Exons: 2
Coding region: 1-1965 (654 amino acids)
Cellular component (GO): microtubule; cytoplasm; membrane
Molecular function (GO): GTPase activity; microtubule binding
Source: RefSeq, a predicted model, not a curated record